GAUUCUUCGGUCGCUAACCGACUACUACUACUACUACUACUACACGCACACGAGGAGACCCAGAGAUCCGGCAUUCAUUUGUUCGGAAAAUCGUGCGGCGGUUUUAUAUGUUCGCGUCGAGUGCUUCUUUCCACCAAAACUAGUUAUUCAGUUUGUUUCUUUAUCUUUCGAACAGUACUGAAGAUUUUCUUUUGAUAUUAGAGUUUCGAAAAUGUUUUUUCGUUUCAACUAAACAAUAAGUGAUUGUUCUAAAUUUUUUUUGGAUAUUUUAUAGUGGAUAUAUUUUAUAUAUUAUAUAAUUAUUAAGUAAUUGUCUCACAAAAUGGGUGCGAAACAGUCAAAGAGAUCAGUAGAUAUCACAAAUUCUCCAACAAAAGGUGAGGCCGAAGCUAUUGGAGAAGGUGAAGGAAGAGUAGUCAAAAUUGGCGAUGCGGAUAUCAAGUCCACAACGAAUGGUGCUGUACCACACACAGAUAUAGAAAUAGGGGAAAAAGAUGAAACCGCGAAAGAACUCACCGCCGAAAAAGAAGAUGCCGAAAAAGAAGUAGCAGAAGUUAAAGAGAACGGCGUAUCGGAAUCGGAAGAUGCUAAAACACCGGAUUCGGAAUCCGUAGGAGAUAAUUUGAAUGAAACGGAAAAAUCGCCGGAAAGUACAGAAAAUAAAGUAGAAGAAACGGCGGAAGCAAAGAAACAAAAAGAAAAGAAGAAAAAGAAAUGGUCAUUUAGGAGUAUAUCUUUUUCCAAGAAAGACAAAUCGAAACCCGGAAAGGAUUCCGAGAAGAACGGGGACGUUAAAGAAGUAGCAGAAGAGAAUGUCGAUGAAACCGCAACUUCUCCAUCCACUGAAACUCCAAAAACAGAGAAAGUUGAAUCUCCCGAGGAGACUCCAGUUUUGAACGGCGAGGCUUCAAAAGAAGAACUCGCAAAUGAUGAACCCAAAUCCGAUGCUGCUGCUGCUGCUGCUACUGAGGAGAGAAAAAAAGAAGAACCGACGGUGACAGAACCUGUUAAAGAUAAACCUGAAACGGAACCGGUAUCAGAACCUAAGGUGGAAGAACAUAAACCCGAGGAACCAAAGCCAGUAGAUGCUGAACCACCUAAAGUCCCUGAACCCGUAGUUGAAUCCGAUCCCUCUCCCAAGGAACAAGAGGAACCCGCUCCCACAAAUCCACUUGUAGAGGAAAUCAAAGAGGUGCGUAACGAGGAGCUCCCUCCUCCCCUACCCUCCUCUAACCCACCCUCCUCGGUGACGGUAUUUGCCGAAUCCACUAAAGCUGACAUUUUAACAACCGCACACAUUGAUUUAUUAGAGACAGCUUCUGCAGAAGUAAUUAAAUCUGAAGUAGAACCCGUCCCCGUUUCAGAUGUAGAUCUGAAACAUCCUGAUCAAGAAAAUGUUACUGAUAUUGCGGUUCCUAAAGAAUCCGAACCGAAACUCGAAAUUUCUCCAGAAAUUAUUUCCGAAAAUGAGGUAGCUAAAGAAUCUGAAUCCAAACCCGAUAUCAUUCCAGAAACAAAUGUUGUAGAUUCCCCAGUUGCGGCAGCAGAUAUUGAAAAGCCAAUUGCAAAUUCCGAAGCUGAAGUAGCUGAACUUUCAACGGUAGUUUCAGAUUCUUCAGUUUCGGAAAUUAAGGUAGCUAGUGAAUCUUUAGCAUCUAUUCCUGAUCCUGAACUUUUCGAAUCCGAGGCAGCAAAACGCUCCGAAAUCGAUGUUACUUCGGAACCAGUAUUUUGUGAAACCAAGGUAGCUAGUGUAGAAUCUAUAACGUCUUUAGAACCUCAACCCGCCGAAACAAAUUUAUUGAAAAAUAUUUCCGAAAAGUCACUUUUAACUCCCCCAGAAUUGGAGCCUUUAAACGAAACUUGUCUUUCACCCGAAAAAUUAAUUGAAAAUCCAUCUGAGCAGGAAACUUCGGAACCUCCUAAUUCGUUGAAUGCAGCAUUGGGAUCUCAAAUAACCGAAACACUAAAGACAACUUCCGAAGCUUCUCUUCGAGAAGAAUCGCAACAAAAGUCUGAAACAGAAUCAAAGUCUGAACUAUUAACAAUGUCAUCAGAGAUUUCCGAAAUUUCUCUUACCCAAUCGAAUAAGACUGAUCCCGCCGAGAGUUUAAGUAGUCUUCCACCCCAAAGUAUAGACUUACCUCCUUCACCAAAUGUGAUUGAAAAUUCGAAAAUUUUAGUUCCUGAAAUCAAUGAAAAACCUUCCGAAAAACCAACGCCAAUCAAAUUAUCUGCUUCCGAAUUGUAUAAAGACUCCUCACAAGCUACUGAAGAAUCAAUACCACCUACUGAAGAGUCAGUACAACCGACAAAAUCUGAAAACAACGCUGAAGAUUCCUUACAAGAUAAGGCUGAAAAACAUAGUUCGGAAAUGGAAGUUAUUUCAGAUGAUUCUUCACAGUUGGUAAAGCCUGAAGAAGAAUUUGAAAACACUAAUACUGAAUUACCAUCUACAGUUAUUUCCGAGGCCAAUUCUGAAGACAAAUUUGAGAAAUCUGCCAAUGAAUUACCAGCAGCUCCCACUGAAGUCAUACCUUCUGAAUUAUCUUUAGUAUAUUCAGAAGAAUCAUCCGAGACUCUCCUUGCCUCAGAGUGCUUACCUUCAGAAGAACUGAAACCAUGUGGUAAAGUAGAUGAUUCCGAAGAAAAAUCUGCAUCAGAAGAUUUUCCCAUUGAUUUACCUUCCCCUACCGAUCUUCCUCCACCAUCGUCUGUUAUCUUGGACCGUGUAGUUGAUCCAGCUGAUUCCUUGCCUGAUAUAUCGACAGAAUCGCUGCCGUCCCUUCCGGAACCAGUUUCUGAUAAUUUAGCCGAGCCCAUGUCUUUACCUCCAGUAGAUUCAGUACCCGAACCAAUUGCUACUGAUUGUCUGACUCCUAGCGAAUCUGUCCCCUAUCCCCAUCCCGUCCUCACUAACGGGAACACCAAUGGAUUACCUUCUCCAAGCGAUGAGGACGUACAGAUGUUGAAAGAAGGACAACUUAAACAGGUGCCUCCUGCAGAAACUCCAAGUGAAGUAGUAAAAAAUGAUACUGAAAAUGUAACUGCUUCGGAAGUAGCAUCAGUAGAAGAGUAAGAUUGUGUCUGUCCUACCAUCAAAUGAACUAACUUUUAUACAUACGUUUUAAAUGAACUACAAAAACAAAAAGUUGAUCAUUCACUUCGGGCAGUGAUCGAGUAAAUCCGACCAAAAAAUAAAAAAAAUGGAUGCUGCCUAAAUACCUAUUUAAUAAAAAACAUGUUUAAAAUAACAAAUGUAAUCAAAGGUUUUUUAAUACUCCCAUGAUGAAAUAUUUUAUAAUGUCUUUAGAAAUCUGAACAGUUUUAUAUAUGUCGUGAAAACGGCUUUUUAAUCGUAUACAAUUUUUGUAAUAUAAAACAUUUAGUAUAGCUUAGUAUUUCUUAGGUGAGCUAUCUUGUGUUGUCAUCACUAUUCGAUUUUCAUUUAGGCCAGUCUGUUUCACUAUAGACCGGACUUUGUUUUUAUAUUUUAAAAUUAUUCUCUAAUAAUCCUUAUUUUAUUUGUAAUUAUUAUUUUUACCGUAGCUUUUAUUUAGAUUAGAUACAUAUCUUAUAAUAAAUAUAAUAAUAAUAAUAUAAAAAAGGGAAGUUAUAUACUUACUCGGUGAACUUUUUGUAAAUGUAUUUAGCUGUUAAAUUCUACUAAAAAUUGUCGGUCCAAUGUAAGACUCUUUCACCAGGAUAUGUUUUUAUCUGUAUAAAAAUUUGAAAAAAAAAAUAGUAUAAGUGUGUAGAAUAGAAGAUCGACCGUUUUAAAUAUUGUGCUUCUUGUAUUUUCUUCUAAAUAGGCAACUAGUUUAUUUGAAGCUACAUCUUUGGUAAAACAUCAUCAAGUACCAUUAUUAGGACAUACAUAUAUGAGAAAAUAAAAUGUUUAUAUUGUUUCACCAGGUAUUGCUUUUUUUAAUCGAAUAGAAGCUUUUGUCAUUUCCUACACUUCACAGAGAUAAAAAAUAAUGGAGCGCUUUUAUAAGGGAUGUUCAUGAUAAUAACGUUAUAACAAAAUGCUAAUUAUUUCAGGAAAAGAAAACUUUUGAAAGAGAAAAAUUAAACUGUAAUGACAAGCACAAAAAAUAUUUUUUAUAUUUCUUUUAUAUCUCAGUUAAUUAAAAUAAAAUCACUGAUUAUUCGAUAGAAUUUUUCUAGUACGGUGGCGGAUUUAGGUCACUGUUAUGCCUUCAUACUUUACGCAUCUACCUAACCUAACAUAACCACAAAUUACUAAUGAAUUUAAUCACUUAUACGCUCGUAAAAAACUUGCAAACUUAAAAGUGUGUGAGUUUGAUGCCUUGUAAGAAAACCUUAGAUACAACUGCUAGGUUGUUCUAAUUACCUUCAAAUACGGAAACCAUUGACAAAAUUCAAGGCUUGUCUGGAACUGGUUACUAUAGGGUAGAAGCAACAUUUGUGCCCAGUGUAAGGCGUGUUUUAAAAUUAAAAAAUCAUACAAAAACUCUGAAUAAUGAAAAUUGUACAGAACUAAUGGUUGUAGUAUUUUUUUUUAAAUACUUUAAAUUUCACAACGUUAAGAUUAUUUUUGUGAUUUGCCGAUAAAAGUGAACCUGUGAAAAUAAACUUUUUGUGGACACGUGGUCUUUUAAGGACCUGCUUUUGGCCACUAAUAAUUUCAAAACAAAAAGUAGCUACCUACAUAACAAGGUAAGAUUAUUUUAUUCAUAAUAGAAUAAACAAUUUUGGAUUUAAAGCCCUCGUUGACGGAAAAGUAAUCUCAUAAUAAUUUCAACUUCAUCAUACCAAAUGUUCAGUCAGUCAUUUCCGCAACUUUCCAUUGCAUUAACUAAUAUUUGAUUUUUCUUUCGAUUCGUGAAUUUUUCCAGGGAAAAAUUAUUGAUCUUCGUAUUGUUAUGCCUUCAUACUUUACCACAAAUUACUAAAGGCCAUCAGACUCCAAACCAAGGACAGCAGUAAAUAUAAUUAUUGAUAGUGAUCCACUAUCCACUUUUUUACUUCGUUACUUAUUCACAUAGUUUUGUUAUCAUCAUUUUUAAACCAAUCACAAAUUUUAGGUAAGGUAUUUGUUUAAUUCACUUAUUGUAUUUUUGUUAGUGGCAGCCAUAAUGCAAUGACAAGAAAUUGUAUGCAAUUUCUUGCACGUUGUCUUGCGUCAAGGGGCCUUAAUGAAUUUGAUCACUUAUUUGCUCGGAAAAACUUUCAAAUUUAAAAGUGUGUUGCGAGGUUAUUCUAAUAGAACGCAAGGCUUAUCUAGAAUUGGUUGCUAUAUGUUAUUCAUUCUUUUUGAAUCGAAGUAUACUUGAUCGGAAGGAUCUUGGGCAAAAAGAAAAAGAGGUUUCGAUGAUGCUGUUUUACUCUAUAUUAAUCCUUGUUAUGUUUAUGUUUCUAACCAUCUGAUAUAGAUACAUUUUUACUUAUUUAAAUCUAAUUUAAUACAUACAUAACUUUCGAAAGAAAUCCAUAAAAGUAUAGUUUCUAAAUUUAUUACUAACUGGUUUGUUAUAUUCAACCCUAUUCUUUCGAUUUGUAUUUACAUCAAUUUGAAAUAUUUAAAAUUGUGCUGAUUAAUUAAUUUUAAAAUUAAAUGAACUAACUUUGAAGAAACUUUCACAUUAAAUAAUUGUAACAGCCAUUGUCAGUAUAUCUAAAAAGAAUCCAACAAACUACUUCAGUUUAUUGGAUUGCACUGAGUUUGAGAUUGAAACUAAAACAUGAAAAUUUAUAAACUUAUCCCAAAAUGACAUACAAUUUUCUAGGAAAGUAAUUUGGGAGAAAAUAAGUGAAAUAAAUGUAGAAUAAUGCAUUUUGUUCAUCCCUGUGUAAAUGUAAUAGACUACAAGCCCAUUGGAAAAAUUAGAGGAGCAAAAAAGUAUGUAACCACCCAAAUCGUUGUGUAUAAAUGCUGUAUUGUAUCAAAUUUCCUUAAAGGGUGUGGAAAUUUUCAUAAGUUCAAAAAUUUUCCCUGCACCUGGUACCAAUGUUUUUGUACGGCAUUAGGCGUAUAUCAUUAUUUUUGUAUUACCUACUUAAGUUAUGAAUGCCAUACAAAUUUUUUUAUUGGGAUUGUAGUCUAUAAUAAAACCUUCAUAUGGUUAGUAGAGGAGUGCGUGCUGUAAAAUCAACUAUUACAAAAAAUUAAAUAGCAUUUUUAAACGAGUUGUUUACUAAUAGUUUUUAGUUGAAUUAACAUGCCUUAUAUUAUUUCUGUGAUGGAAUGUAAUUCUAAGCUAAAUAAAAGGAAUUGUAAAAAGUAGGGAUUUGCUGAUUAGUGUGUUGGUAGUAGGAUGUGGUCAAAAUAACUUCUAAUCUACAUGUACAUUUACGGCUUCGUGUUUUGUCUUGAAAAAAUUUUAAAUUGAAAUCGGUUGUUUUCGAAAAAGAAAAAUAAAUAAAAUGAAAAUAACACAACGAAACUAGCGUGUCUCAAAAUUUAUAUUAGCAAUUAGGUUUUUGAAUUCGUUUUAUAUCAAAUCGAAAAGUAUAUUCUGUCUCUUGUAUUCAAUGUUCCACGGCUAUUUGAUAUUUCGCUAUAAUUGUAACCGCCGACUUAUCAAAAAGGCUGUGUGUGUAGGUAAAAAUGAUUGAAAUAUAAAUCUUCAUGUACGUGUGAAUGUGUUUAUAAACAUAAAUAUAUAAUUUAGGAUGUUUAA
This is a messenger RNA of Diorhabda sublineata, 6647 nucleotides long. Its product is annotated as cell surface glycoprotein 1-like. The coding region runs from base 323 to 3079 and encodes 918 amino acids. The transcript is spliced from 6 exons. Lineage: Eukaryota; Metazoa; Arthropoda; Insecta; Coleoptera; Chrysomelidae. The record is from RefSeq and is a predicted model, not a curated record.